ACUAAGGAAUGAGCACAAACGAGAAGGUUACAUACAGAGGGAUCAGGAGUUGAGUUCCUCCAAUGGGUACACAAGGAACUUCUUUGGAUUCAGCUUCGCGUGCUGUCGAGCACAAGGCCUUUGCCAGGGUAGGACUGCUUGGAAACCCGAGCGACGUAUACUACGGCCGUACGAUCUCUUUCACGCUCGGCAACUUUUGGGCUUCAGUCCGUUUGCAGCCGUCCGAGGAGCUCGUCAUCAAGCCCCACCCCACCCACGAUCUCGUUCAGUUUCGCUCCCUAGAUCACCUGGUGAAUCGAUUGAAUAAUGAAGGUUAUUAUGGGGGUGUACGAUUACUUAUGGCAAUUUGUAAAGUGUUUCAUAAUUAUUGCAAAGAUAACAAGAUUGACAUUCAUGGGAAAAAGUUCACUCUAUCCUAUGACACUAAUAUCCCUCGCCAGACAGGACUUUCAGGUUCUAGUGCAAUUGUCUGUGCUGCCCUAAGCUGCCUUCUUGACUUCUACAGAGUUAGGCAUUUGAUUAAAGUGGAGGUCAGACCUAACCUUGUCCUUGCUGCCGAGAAGGAACUUGGUAUUGUUGCUGGUCUUCAAGACCGGGUGGCACAGGUUUAUGGGGGUCUUGUGUACAUGGAUUUUAGCAAGGAAUACAUGGAUGACCUGGGGCAUGGCAUCUAUACACCCAUGGAUAUUAGUCUUCUCCCACCUCUUUAUCUCAUCUAUGCGGAGAAUCCUAGUGAUUCAGGGAAGGUUCACAGUACUGUACGCCAAAGGUGGCUUAGUGGUGAUGAGUUUAUAAUAUCGUCAAUGAUAGAAGUUGCAAAUAUAGCAAAAGAAGGAAGGAAAACAUUACUAGAAAAGGACUAUUCCAAACUUGCAAAGCUCAUGAAUCAUAAUUUUGAUCUUCGGAGGAGCAUGUUUGGCGACGAUGCCCUUGGUGCUUUAAAUAUAAAAAUGGUGGAGGUUGCAAGAAAGGUGGGUGCUGCAUCAAAAUUCACAGGUAGUGGAGGAGCUGUAGUUGCAUUCUGCCCCGAUGGGCCUCCACAAGUAAAGCUUCUGGAGGAUGAAUGUCGGAAAGCUGGUUUUAUUGUUGUGCCAGUGGAAGUUGUUCCCUCUUGUCUAAAUGCCGAGGAGCUUUAAACCCUGAAACUAUAGAGUUUUGGAAUCACACCCCCCUGGCUCCCUCUUGCUCCCAUAAACCAGAAGAGAGCAUAAGAUCCAUUCGUUUAAAAUCUUCAAUUUAUUUUUUCUUUUUGCUUCUGUUUGAUUUUACCAUAUCCAAUGAUGGAGCACAUUGUAGUUCUAAACUCCUCUUAGCAUGGUAGAGUAGUGAUACAUGUAAUUACAGUUUUAUUCACAUUUUUACUUAUAAGAUUUAUUUUGUUAA
Messenger RNA from Juglans regia (Persian walnut), 1383 nucleotides. Its product is annotated as glucuronokinase 1-like. The transcript has 6 exons. NCBI's taxonomy places the organism in Eukaryota, Viridiplantae, Streptophyta, Magnoliopsida, Fagales, Juglandaceae. Gene Ontology annotation, molecular function: ATP binding. The record is from RefSeq and is a predicted model, not a curated record. Bases 63 to 1136 code for a protein of 357 amino acids.